AUGCGCAGCCGUGCAGAACAUAAUUACACCUUUUUAGAACCUGUAAAAGAUGGAUCAAGGCUGCCAUGGCGGAGUGUAAGCACGCUUGCAUAUACAAGUUUGGCGACAAUAGCAGCAACUACAGGACGUGUAUUGGCACGUCCGGAGAGAAAACCUAUGAAUGGAAGUAAAACAGUGGCACAGAUGCCAAUGGGGAUGCAGGAAGGACAAGAAGAAGAAAAAAUGAAGAUGCAGCGCCGAUGUAUAGGUUUGCAUGGGGGAAGAUGGGGGACAGUGUCUCUAACGUCAUUAUCUACAAUGACAUCGGGGGUACAUGUGGUGCCAAGUGUGUCGUUACGGAAAUGGGGCAAGGAACAUGCUCUUCAGCACCGAGAAUUGGCGCUGAAUAUGUCUCAGGGAUAUGAUGUUAAACAUAUAACAUCAUGGAAGCCAUAUUUUGGUUCUUCUGAGGGGAGGAAGAAGUCUUUUUCUAGAUCGUCGAAAACAAUGAUUCGUCAGUUGUACCCGUUCAAAUCAAAGCGCCCGGUACCCUGUUUGGUGCCGAUUUCUGAUGUGGAUAAUCAACGUCCUUGUUCCAUUUUUAGCAUGGAUAGUGUUUGUGAGUUUUCAAACGAUAGUAUGGUUUUUUCGGAUCCUGAAUUUGUUUCGUAUAAAUAUUCUGCAUCAUCGUCUCUAAUACCUUCGUUAAUUAUGAAGGAUAUACCGUUGAAUGUUUACGCUAUGCGCAAAAAUGAAAAAUCUGUGUUUAAUAAGGAUGUCUAUAUGGAUGAAAAGUGCAACGUUCGGGUUGAUCAAAUUUUCGAGAUCAUUAAUCCAUUAAAUAAGCUUGCGAUUAAUGAUAAAGAGGUUUAUGAGUGUUCACAAUUAUCGAAUAAACAAUUAUUUUGCCCUGUUUAUAGUUUUUCAGAUGAAAAUCUUUUUAAUAAAACGGAAUCGUUGCAUCACAAUACUCGUAAAAACCUUGAUAAUACAUCAAACGAUAUUUUAUGGGAUAAUUUCAACGAAAUUGAGCAUACUGAUCAGAAAAAAACAUUUGAGUCUUUUGCAUCUACAAACAUGUUUUUAAUGAAUGAAAGAGUACCGAGUUUUUAUUCACAACAUAAGGAAUUUGAAUGGAAUAAAGAGUAUAUAAAAGAAGAGUCGAAUGAAGCAUGGGAUGAAGAUUUCGAUACGGAUCUUAUUAUACCGAUAGAUAUUGCUAAACGACAAGAUGCUAUUAGGAGUCAUCUUGGUAGUAUACGAAAAUUUGCAUCAUUAAUUGAAGAUUUGAAAGAUUUAAGAAAAAUUGCACAGAAAGAGGGAGAUAAUGAUGAAAUAUGGCCAGAAGUAGAAGCAAUUAUUGCAUUAGGAACUUUGGAAAAUGAUGUUUCGGAUAUGCAUGAACAUGAUUCCCUAAAUAAUUCAUCUGUUGAUGAAAAACAAGAUAUGUUUAGAGAAGUUAUUAUGAGAGCUAUAGGGAAACAGUUUCCUACUGAUGAACCAAUCGGUUUAAGUCCAGAUAACUUGUCAGGGUUUGUUAAUUAUGCAAGUUUGUUAAAAGAAAAAUGUCAAGGAAUUGUCGACCUUGUUCACACUUUUUCUAAUAUUACUCAUCAGGAUGUUUAAAAAUACUUAUUUGUGUUUUUCAAU
This is a messenger RNA of Pneumocystis jirovecii RU7, 1629 nucleotides long. RefSeq lists its product as uncharacterized. Lineage: Eukaryota; Fungi; Ascomycota; Pneumocystomycetes; Pneumocystales; Pneumocystaceae. Gene Ontology annotation, biological process: regulation of mitotic cytokinesis. The transcript has 4 exons. The record is from RefSeq and is a predicted model, not a curated record. Gene Ontology annotation, molecular function: GTPase activator activity. Bases 1 to 1605 code for a protein of 534 amino acids.